This is a messenger RNA of Thlaspi arvense, 1046 nucleotides long. NCBI's taxonomy places the organism in Eukaryota, Viridiplantae, Streptophyta, Magnoliopsida, Brassicales, Brassicaceae. The record is from the annotation of a GenBank genome assembly.
AAUUAUUUGGGUAUUGCGUCCAAAGAAAGUACCAUCUAACCAGAGUUGGAUUUUGCAGAUCGUUAAUGGAGGAAAUCCAGAGAAGUAGAUUCAGGAAAAUCUGUGUUUUUUGCGGAAGUCACUCUGGUCGCAGAGAAGUUUUCAGCGAUUCUGCAAUCGAACUUGGCAAUGAACUGGUGAAGAGAAAGAUUGAUUUGGUUUAUGGCGGAGGAAGUGUUGGGCUGAUGGGUCUGAUAUCUCGGAGAGUCUCAGAAGGUGGUUGUCAUGUACUCGGGAUCAUUCCAAAAGCCUUGAUGCCUAUUGAGAUCUCUGGUGAGACUGUUGGAGAAGUAAGGAUUGUUGAAGACAUGCACGAGCGCAAAGCUGCAAUGGCCCAAGAAGCUGAGGCUUUCAUUGCUCUUCCUGGAGGUUAUGGAACAAUGGAAGAACUUCUGGAGAUGAUAACAUGGGCACAGCUUGGUAUCCAUAAGAAGACGGUUGGUAUUUUGAAUGUUGAUGGUUACUAUAACAGCUUGCUUGCUUUGUUCGACACUGGAGUUGAAGAAGGUUUUAUCAAGCCAGGCGCUCGUAAUAUCGUUGUUUCUGCGCCAUCCGCCAAAGAACUAAUGGAGAAGAUGGAGAUGUAUACUCCUUCACACAAGCACAUUGCUUCUCACCAAAGCUGGAAAGUUGAACAACAAGUAGCUGAAGAUUCUUGACAUGGGUGAUUUUGUGCAUUUGAAACAUCAAUUGUGAAAGCUUUGUGUGUAUGGUUUAAGGCCAUUAUUGGAUCAGAUUUUGGAUCAUACAGAUGUCUUCUUCUUCUUCUUUUUUUUGGAAUAAAUCAGAAUGAUCUGUCAUUUAUUUUGGAGAGAAAUUGUGACAGAUUCUAAGCUUGAAUAGCGACAGCUUACUCAACUCACAUGGAAGCAAUUAGAAACUGUCUCUUUUGAAAGCAACUUUGGCUAUGAGAGGGCCCUCCUUCAUCUCUGUCUCCUUAUUUACCUCUUUGCAAAAGAUUUAAUACUCCUUUUCUGUCUUCACAUUAAUAAUCUUCAAGAGAAAAA